Molecule: messenger RNA, 1435 nt
Organism: Galleria mellonella (greater wax moth)
Lineage: Eukaryota; Metazoa; Arthropoda; Insecta; Lepidoptera; Pyralidae
Exons: 3
Coding region: 516-1361 (281 amino acids)
Molecular function (GO): nucleic acid binding
Source: RefSeq, a predicted model, not a curated record
CCUCUACAUUUCCCCAACUGAGCGCUAAGAGAAACUGUAAGCAAAAUCAAAAGAAUAUCAAUCCAAUUCAUUUUGUGGAACAUUAAGUACUCGUAUCUCAGUAUAAGCAAGUGCUCCGUGUAACUACAGAGAAUAUGUCACCAUUCUUUUUAUCCCAGAAUAUCGUAAAAGGGGUUUUUAAUACUACCAUAAGGCGAAUUGUUGCUGAAGGCAGAUCUUACAGAGGCGUAUUUAGUACGCCCGGUAAAAAGAGGAAAGGUGGCAAAAAAAAUUAACUUGGAUAGUUUUGAUUUAGAAUUGAUCAGAAACAAGUUAAAUGAGUUUUACACUGUACGAAAAGAAAUACCCACUUUUUCUUUUUUCACUUUGCAUUUGUGUUUGUUGCUGUUUGUAUGCUUUUGAAUAUAAUCUAAAAACAUAGUAAUCUAAAAAUAACAAUCUUAUUUUGUCUUCAAACUUAUUUUGAAAGACAUCUGAUUCAAAUUCGUGAAGUGCCAAUCAAAAGGACUAUUUUAAUGGAGCGACAUGACAUAAAGAUACACAGAUUCAAGUAUUUGGAGCGUAUACAAAAGAAUCGAGAAGGUGAUGAUAAGCUAGAUGUGGUUUAUUUAGAUGAAACCUACAUACACGGUUUAUGUUCAGUGAACAAAUGCUGGCAAAAUAAAGAUAUUGCAGGCCCAUCUAAAAGUAUUUCGGCAGGGCCUAGAUGGAUCAUUGUACAUGCUGGUGGAGAAAAUGGUUUUGUGCCAAACUGUUGUUUGGUAUAUAGAUCGAAGAGUACAUCUGCUGACUACCACCAUAAUAUGAAUAAAGAUAACUUUACAAAAUGGGUUACGGAGAAGUUGAUUCCCAACCUUACAAAACCUUCUCUAAUUGUCAUGGACAACGCCAAGUAUCAUUCUGUACAAUUAAACAAACCAACUACACAAGCCGACCGUAUUGCUGUUAUAAAAGAAUGGCUUCAAUCAAACAAUAUCCCUUACGACGAUAAUUGGCGUAAAUGUCAAUUACUGGAAGCAGUGAAAAUUCAUAAAUCUGAACCUAAAUAUCAGAUAGAUGGGAUUUUAAAGUCACACGGCCACGAAGUCUUGAGGCUCCCACCAUAUCAUUGUACGUUCAACCCCAUAGAAUUAAUCUGGGGAAUAAUGAAACAAAAAGAUGCGGGUAAAAACGUCAACAGACCUGCAAGUGAUAUAAAUUCUUUAACAGAAGAAGCUUUCUCUCAAAUAGGGAUCGAUAAAUGGCGCAAAUCUUGUGAACAUGUAAUAAAAAUUGAAAAUCAGUUCAUAGAACAAGAUCGAUUAAUUGAGAUGCAGGUUUAUCAUAAAUACUGUGUCUUCCUCGUCUUUCUUUUCAGAUGAUGACUUUUUUAUAAAUGUGCAGUAUUUGGAACCAUUUUCAAAUUCUGAUAGCCAGAGGAAAGGUUUAUCAUAAA